Vitrella brassicaformis is the source of this 2306-nucleotide messenger RNA. NCBI's taxonomy places the organism in Eukaryota, Vitrellaceae. The record is from the annotation of a GenBank genome assembly.
GCUUUUUUGAGGAGUUUUGAGGCAUUCAAGCAGAUCAAGAGCCUCUGGUGAUCAUGGGAGCCGCUUCGAGCCGUCCCCGCGUCGAUGCCCUUCGAGAUCUCGGACGGCGAGCGGCGGAGAGUGAGGCUGUCGGCCUCAUCCAAGAGGGGGACGGGCGGAUCUUUCGUCUGUCCUCUUUAGCGAGAAAGGAGGGGGGCGUCCACGUUUAUCGAGGCACCUUCCAAGGUAGGGAGCUGGGCUGCAUGGGCUGCGGUUGGGCGCAUUGUGGGCAUUGGAAAGCGAUGCGUUCAUUCAUCUCCCUGACGUGUGGCGAUGUGUGUGUUUGCAGGCAAGGAUGCCUGUUUCAAAAUCGUGUUUGUGGACGCCCCUCCCGGCCGAGCGGCCCUCAAGACGCUGCAGGAGGAGGCCGGCAAGCUACUGCAUGCUGCCCGCAACGGAGGCCUACAACGGCAUGGUGGCGUGUUUGUGGAGCUCUGGCACUCGUGCUGCCAGGAGCCGGCCACCCUCAAGGGCCUCCCACGCGGAAGAAGUCGGGACUGUGCCUUCAUCGUCACGCCGUGGCUGCUCAGUGAGUCACAGGCCACUUGACCUCAUCGGGUGUCCCAUGUGGUUAUGUGGUGUUUGCUUUGUGCUUGUCAAACUUGCAGUCGACUGUGACCCCGCCAAAGGAGAUUACAUUUCGAUGGGCAGCUUCGUGCGCAUCUUCAACAUGGAGGCCAUCAGCAGCCGCUACAUGCCCUCGACCAGCGACAAACAGGAGGAGCAGAUGAUGCUGGAGGUGCUCAUUCUGCUGAGGGGCGCCUCCAUCUUCAUCAGGACGCACCGCGCCGCCAUCCGCUCCGGCCUCCUCGCCAUCAACAGCUGCCCCGACAGUGUCUUGCUGUCGUGGGAUGCCCUAGUGCGGCCUGUCCUCGACGACCACGUGCCGGGCACUGGGGGGGUGAUGGCUGACGUUGCCGGCAUGCUAUACGCUGAGGAUAUGACGACUCCCACCACAUGCCUCAACGUCGGCAACCAUGCCGCCCGCCUUCCCCUCAGCCUCCCCAUGAGGUCGUGGGCGCCCCACGCCAUCGCCCCCGAGCUCGCCCUUCCUCUCGUCGCCUCAUGUGCGCAAGACCAGCGCGGCCACAAGUGGAGGGAGCUCUUCGGGCUCGAUCGGCGGCGAGAUGGCGACAAGAGGCUGAUGGCCGAGCUGCUCGACAGUGCCCAAGAGAUGGCAGGCUCUCUGGUGGCUGAGGGGUUGCUGCGGCGUGAUGAGGGCUGCAUGCUGGUCGGCUUCCCCACCAUCUCAUUCGCCGUCGGCCAGGUGCUGCGGCACUGCGUGAGUGGGGCGUCGUACGAGGACCUCACCGAGACAGCCGAGAGGGCACGGCUGCGGCGGGCGGUGCGAAGGCGAUGGCGGUGGCCACACAAGCAGCUGGUGGGCCGCUACGAGGCCGCAUGCUUCCGAGAUGAGGCACUUGCGGCACUCAACUGGUCUGAGGAGCUGCAGUACCUCGUCGGUCGCGACGGUCAGCCAUGCGGCCUCGUCGGUGGGCAGCCCACGCUCCAGCAGCGGGCUGACGACGACUGGGGAGCGGGGCUGAAUUGGUCUAUGGCGAUUGCCAAGAAGGUCGGGCAUCUCGCCUUCAUGUGCCUGCAGACCCAUAUGGCCUUCCGACCAGCCCUGAAGGACAUCCUCAAGCCACUCGUCAGCCUGGAGCGGCAGCUGUGUGGCGACAUCGACCGCACCAUCCGAAUGCACAAAAAUAUAGACGUAAGGCCGCGACGAGAAGUAGAGAAGAGUUACCAUUCUGUGUGCGUGCAUGUAUUGUGUGGGUGUGUUGAUUGGUGCAGGUGUGGUUGGAGAAAAUCACAAGAAAUGCCGAGCCUCCAUGUAGCCAGCACCCUCAUGAGGCCGACACCGUCCCCGCCAGCCCAUCGGAAGAGGGCUCCCUCGAUGGGGAUGCCUUCAACAAGCCCGCCCCUAUUCCCCUCCUUCCCCCACUCCACCACGACCUCUGUCAGCUGUCAACCGCCGAAGAGCCACGUGGGAGGCGGGGGGUCCGCCAGUGCAUUGCCAGCCUGUGGCGAUGGUAUCGGAACAGACCCCAAGAAAGCCGGCUGCGGCGAGUAGCUCAAGGGUAUGGGGUCGAUUAGGGAGAGGUUUGCGUUUGGCGAAUGCGAGUGGCAGCUGCUCAGUGAAUGAACUCAUGCGGGCGACUAGCUCUUGCCUGCCUGCCUGCCUGCCUGCCUGAUUCAAAGACGGAUUGCUGCUUGUCGAUCGACUUGAUGAGAAAGACGGAUGGCUACUCGGUACGAUGGCU